This is a messenger RNA of Lactuca saligna, 867 nucleotides long. The record is from the annotation of a GenBank genome assembly. Lineage: Eukaryota; Viridiplantae; Streptophyta; Magnoliopsida; Asterales; Asteraceae.
AUGUGGGAGAGACUUCUACAGAGACAGAGACUGCAGGUUCAUGUGGUGAAAUCUGUUAAGAAAGAAGAUGUAAGGACACAAUCUGAAGUGACACAUGUCAAAGAGAAAGAGAGUUCUGAAAUCAAGCCAAAGAGUGCAGAUACAGAAAGUCUUACAAGUGUGAAAAAAACUGUAAAAAAGAAAAUAAUAAAAAGGGUUGUGAAAAAAAAGGUUGUUGCUAAAGAUAAAGUGGUAGAUAAAUCAAAAGUAACUAUUGCGGAGGAACAAAGUGUUGCCCCUGAGCAGAAAAAAGAUGAAAAGAAAGGUAAAAUGGGUUCCAAAACGAAGGGUAUUAUUGUCCAGUCUGACAGUAAUGAAAAAUUGGAAACUGAGGAGAAGUUAAAGGAGGAGAAAGUGAAACAAGAGAAGGAUGUUAAAGGUGAAACAAAGGGUAAAGAAGUAAAAGAUAGUAAAAAGGAUGAAGAGGUUACCACACUUUCUAAUGUUGAAGAAAAAAAGAGAUUUGAAUUUCUGGAAGCAGUGAGCGGUAUGAUGGAUGCCCAUCUUCGUUACCUCAAACGGGGAUAUGAGCUUUUGCAUCAGAUGGAGUCGUAUAUAAAUCAGGUGUUGACAUAUGGUCAACAAUCUCAAGAGAGAUCAAAUUAUGAGCAAGCAACUCUGAACGAAAGAAUGCAAGAGUACAAAAGACAAAUUGAUCGGGAGAGCAGUCAAAUAUCUAGUCAGAGGAAUAGCUCUGAACUCGGUCAUGGCCUGCUGAGUCGUUGGCUUUCUUCUCAUCAUCACCAUGGUGGAGGCGGAGUACAUGAUGAGAAAUUUGUUGCUCAUCACACUGUUAACCUCUUGACUUCAAAUUUGAAGCAGACAUGA